Papaver somniferum (opium poppy) is the source of this 1260-nucleotide messenger RNA. Its product is annotated as isoprenyl transferase-like. Bases 176 to 1027 code for a protein of 283 amino acids. The record is from RefSeq and is a predicted model, not a curated record. Gene Ontology annotation, biological process: plastid membrane organization; response to cold; polyprenol biosynthetic process. Gene Ontology annotation, cellular component: chloroplast stroma. The transcript has 3 exons. NCBI's taxonomy places the organism in Eukaryota, Viridiplantae, Streptophyta, Magnoliopsida, Ranunculales, Papaveraceae.
UCGUUUAUAACAAACCGUGAGGAGUAUCUUUAUCCCUUACCGUAUCUAUGUUUAACUGUUGUCUCUUCUCCUCCUUAUUGGUGUCUUUAAAUGUCAGUUCGCUACCUUCAGUUGAAAAUAAUUUGUAGUUGUAGUUGAUUUCGUUGUGCCAACAGCUAGAGGCUUCCGAGCGAGGAUGGAGACAAUUUCUAAAGUGAUAUUGAGUGCUGGCGAUGUGAUGCCUAAAAUAAUACUCUCUUACACUAAAAUGGCUGCUAAUGGUGAUGCAAAAACUUCAUUAGAAAACGAAUUGCCUGCUGGUCUAAUUCGUGAACGGAUUCCAAAACAUGUGGCAGUCAUCAUGGAUGGCAACAGAAGAUGGGCGAAAAAGAAUGGAUUGCCACCUAAGUCCGGUCACACCGCCAUGGUUCCGAGACUAAUGGAAGUUGUUGGCUUAUGCUGCAUAUGGGGGAUUAAAGUCUUGACAGUAUAUGCAUUCUCUACUGAGAACUGGAAUCGACCUCAAAUGGAAGUGGAUUUCUUGAUGGAAUUGUUUGAAAGAAUGUUACAGGAGAACGAGGGAAAUUUCAUGAGGAAUGAGGUUCGAGUAUCUAUAAUAGGGAAUCCCGUAAAGCUCCCGGUUUCGCUACAAGAUCAGAUAAUAAAGACGACAGACACCACCAAGAAAAACUCAAAAUUUCAUCUGCUUUUGGCGAUUAACUAUGGUGGAAGGGAGGACAUCGUACAAGCAUGUCGAAAUAUUUCGCGUAUAGUAAAAGAUGGGCUGCUGCAACCAGAAGAUGUCGAUGAAAGCCUAUUUAACAAUGAACUUGGAACAAGUAAUGCAGAAUUCCCUUACCCCGAUUUACUUAUAAGAACUAGUGGGGAACUCAGACUGAGCAAUUUCUUGGCAUGGCAAUUAGCUUAUAGCGAGCUUUACUUUACUGAAACCCUGUGGCCUGAUUUUGGUGAGAGAGAAUUUAUAAUGGCAUUGCAAUCAUUUCAACGAAGACAGAGACGAUUUGGAGGACAAGACGAGGAAAACUGAAGACACAAAGUUCGCAAGCCUUCUUCUAAUAACUGGUUAUAUAUAAUAAAACUCGCAAGUGAAGUCUAGAGAGUGUGCUCUGUGAUAUGGAAUAAAGUUAUCAAACAAAGUGAAAGUAAUUUUCUGAUAGUCGUGAAAGAACUUUCUGAAAUAAUUAAUCCUUAGUUUGACAUAACAAUGAAUGCUUAAACUAACGAUCAAAAAUUACUACUCCAUAAGAUAAAAAUCUAAUG